Messenger RNA from Theobroma umbraticum, 1761 nucleotides. RefSeq names its product basic helix-loop-helix (bHLH) DNA-binding superfamily protein. The record is from RefSeq and is a predicted model, not a curated record. Gene Ontology annotation, cellular component: nucleus. NCBI's taxonomy places the organism in Eukaryota, Viridiplantae, Streptophyta, Magnoliopsida, Malvales, Malvaceae. Gene Ontology annotation, molecular function: protein dimerization activity; DNA-binding transcription factor activity. Gene Ontology annotation, biological process: regulation of DNA-templated transcription.
CUCUGCAAAAUUACAAAAAUAAAAAAUAAAAAAUAAAAAAUAAAAAUUCCCUUUUUAUUAUUAAACCAGACAACCCCAGCGACGUUGCUUUCCCUAUACUUCAAAUGGCUGUGAAGUAAUCUCUUUUGCAGAGCAACAAACUCUCCCUCAGAAACAUUGAACUCUUUUUUCUAAGCUUGACCGCCAUCGAAGAAACAAACCAAAGUUUCUCUCAAAAUUCAGGCUGUCAGACUCAAAAUUGGGUUGAAUUUAGUCAGAGACCACUUUUUAAUUUCACGAAAUUUAACUGGGUGUUUUUCAGAAUUUCGAAAUUGGCUAGUUUUCUUUUCUUUUUCUCCAUGGAGCCAGAAGCAGGGACGACGGAAACCAGAUCUAAUGGAACGACGUCGGAUGGGGACGAAGCAGUGGCGCUCGAAUCGCUCCAAUUUACAGACGAAAUCCACCGUUUGAUCUCGGCUCCAUCAACCGAUAAUGCGAGUUCCUUUACGGCUCUGCUUGAGCUCCCGGCCCCACAAGCCGUUGAGCUUCUUCACUCUCCUGAGUCGGCUACGCUUAUCGCGGCUCCGGCGCCCAACGUUGAAGAUAUCAAAGACAGCUUCCAUUUUCCUUCUAAUACUGGUUUGAUUGAACGAGCUGCGAGGUUCUCUGUGUUUGCUGGAGACAGUAUCAACAACAAUAACAAGACCGGCUCGCCUGAAACGACGUCGAACAAUUCAAGCGCGAAUCCCCAGAAGGAGGUGAAGAGUGAGCCGGCGGAGACCGAGUCAUCUCAGCCGUUAGUUUCUGAUCCAACGGUGGAGAAGCGGAGUAUGAAGAGAAAGGACCGAGAAAAGAAGGUUAAAGGGUCAACGAAGAAAAGCAAAACUGCGGCAAACGAGAGCUCAGAGGACGCCGAGAAGCUGCCUUACGUUCACGUUAGAGCUCGCCGGGGACAAGCAACGGAUAGCCAUAGCUUAGCAGAGAGAGCGAGGAGAGAGAAGAUUAAUGCACGAAUGAAGCUACUACAGGAGUUGGUACCUGGAUGCAAUAAGAUUUCUGGUACAGCAUUGGUGUUGGAUGAAAUCAUCAACCAUGUGCAGUCCCUACAACGCCAAGUAGAGUUCUUAUCAAUGAGACUUGCAGCUGUGAACCCAAGAAUUGAUUUCAACCUUGAUAGUAUAUUCACAGCAGAAAGUGGAUCUCUAAUGGACGGUAACUUCCCUAGCAUGGUUAUGCCUCUGAUGUGGCCUGAGGUUCAAGUCAACGGAAACAGACAACAGUAUCAACAGCAAUGGCAUUUUGAUGCAAUUCAGCAACCCAUUUGGGGGAGAGAAGAAAUGUGCAAUAAUUAUAUUACUCCUGAGAACUCGCUUUUAAGUUAUGACUCCUCGACAAAUUCAGCAACAUUGCACUCGAAUCAAGUGAAAAUGGAGCUAUGAAGCUAUGAAGGCCGAAGAAGUUCCAAUGGUUUGAUUUAUGCAAAAAUUGUUCUAGUGGUAGCUAGUAUUGUAUAUACCAAAUAUUAGAAAUCAGCAAGAAUUAGAGUGAGGCCUCACCAUUUAUCUUUGGGUUUCCAUGCGAGUCAGUUGGAAACCUUUGAUUUCUCAGGACCGGAGACAAGAAAUGUCAGUAUGCUGUUAUUAAAUAUCUCUUACUAUAUAUACUAACUCAAGAGUCAUUCAAUCUAAUACUUCGUUUGUAAGGUUGAUCGACUCAUAUUGUAAAAUCAUAGAACGGACUAUGAUUGAACUAUUAAGAAUUCGGCUUCUUUUUUUCAUUAAA